GGUUGUUUAAUGAACGGAGCGCAUAGUGAAGACCCGAGUCUGCGGUGAGAACGCGCUCCUCUUUAUCAAAGCAUACAGAUGGUAGCAGACUACAUAAUAAUUACAGUUGCUCUUACAUAUCUGGUAAUCGAGCAUGCAGGGGACUUGUUGAAAAGGGAAGAGUGAGCAAGAGAGUAUUUUUAGUCUUAAGAACUUGUAGGUUGAUGACUUACUUUCUCAGUUUGAGGAUUUUGGAUACUUCUGCAAAGACCUUUAGGGUUACACACCAGUAAUGUGGGUCUGAAGUACCAGAAGAUCUGAUUUUAACUUGCCCAUAAUUUUGGUAUGAAGAUUUGUAUAUAGCCAUUUAAAAACAUUCAGCUGGGCCAGGGAACAUUUGAUCUGUAACCAGUGUUUACAUAAAACUAUUGACUAGUGUGGGAUUUCUCAAUUCUGGAAUUUGAGCCACUGGACUAAAAGGAAUCUCAGCAGUUAACAUGAGCAACGAAGAGGUCACAGACAUAGCUAAAUGUACACAACCAGCUGUCAUUAAAGAAGAGGUAAUCACAGAAGGAAAAUGGGUAAAACUUGAGCAGACUACCUAUCUUGAUCCUUCUGGAAAAACAAGAACCUGGGAAACUGUGAAAAGAACAACAAAAUCUCAGACUUGUUCUGCUGAUGGUGUAGGAAUAUUUGCUACUUUGAAAAGAACUCUACAUUUUGACUGCCUUGUUAUGGUUAAACAGUUCAGACCACCAAUCGGAUGCUAUUGUCUUGAAUUUCCAGCAGGUCUUAUUGAUCCUAAUGAAACAGCUGGGGAAGCAGCGUUAAGAGAGCUAUUGGAAGAAACUGGGUAUAAAGGGGAAGUGAUUGGCGUUUCUCCAGUAAUUUGUUUAGACCCUGGAUUAACAAACUGUACAACACACAUUGUGACUGUCAACAUUAAUGGCGAUGAUCCAGAAAACAUUAAACCUAAACAGCAGCUUGGUGAGUACCUCUUAAAAAUUGGCAGAGCUGAUGUGGAUUCCUCUGUUCCUCUGAAGAAGCCUUAAGUGGUGCCUUUGGAGUCUUAAUAAUCGCUAAGCAUUUGAUCAGGGAAACUGGCAUUCCUGUUCAGCUUUUUACAUCAAGAUAACAGGCAUAUAUAGCUGUAGACAAUAGAACUGAAGCAUUUCAGAUGACAUCACUAACUAAAUGGUGACCUGUGCAAACAUAGUACAUUUCAGAAUGGCCUUUUUUAAUAUUUCAUAUUUAAAAUAUAUGUCUUUAAUUCAAUUAUUACUAAUUCAGUUCAGUUUUAUUGUCUCAAAUAGGUCACUUGGUUUGUGAAUAAGUUUUUUACAAAGAGACGAUGACAUGACAUUAAAAACACAUUACAAAGAACACACACAUCAAACAUACACGUAGUACAAGAAAAAUGCAAAGUCAAGCACAUUCCUAGUUGACAUGACAGAACUCGUGUCUUAGUUAGCUACAGAAAGCACACGUUUGCUGGAUACUUGAGGCCACUUGAAGAGAGUCAGCAGCACAGUACAGUUAUUAUUACAAUAACAGCAUAACUUGACCUUUUAUGGAUUUUUUUUUUCUUUUUGUUGCCUCACUUUUUCUAAUAUACAGUAAUCCCUCCUCCAUCGCGGGGGUUGCGUUCCAGAGCCAUCCGCGAAGUAGAAACCAUAUGUUUAUAUGGUUAUUUUUAUAUUGUCAUGCUUGGGUCACAGAUUUGCGCAGAAACACUGGAGGUUGUAGAGAGACAGGAACGUUAUUCAAACACUGCAAACAAACAUUUGUCUCUUUUUCAAAAGUUUAAACUGUGCUCCAUGACAAGACAGAGAUGACAGUUCUGUCUCACAAUUAAAAGAAUGCAAACAUAUCUUCCUCUUCAAAGGAGCAAACAAAUCAAUAGGGCUGUUUGCUUUUAAGUAUGCGAAGCACCGCGGCACAAAGCUGUUGAAGGCGGCAGCUCACACCCCCUCUGUCAGGAGCAGAGAGAGAGAGAGAGAGACAGAUAAAAAAAUCAAUACGUGCCCUUCGUGCUUUUAAGUAUGCGAAGCACCGUGCAGCAUGUCACUUCACGAAGCAGCUGCACAGAAGGUAGCCAACGUGAAGAUAAUCUUUCAGCAUUUUUAGACGAGCGUCCGUAUCGUCUAGGUGUGUGAACAGCCCCCCUGCUCACACCCCCUACGUCAGGAUCAGAAAAAGUCAGCGCAAGAGAGAGAGAGAGAGAGAGAGAAAAGUAAGUUGGGUAGCUUCUCAGCCAUCUGCCAAUAGCGUCCGUUGUAUGAAAUCAACUGGGCAAACCAACUGAGGAAGCAUGUACCAGAAAUUAAAAGACCCAUUGUCCUCAGAAAUCCGCGAACCAGCAAAAAAUCUGCGAUAUAUAUUUAAAUAUGCUUACAUAUAAAAUCCGCGAUGGAGUGAAGCCGUGAAAGGCGAAGCGCGAUACAGCGAGGGAUCACUGUAUUAUUAAUGAAUACUUUACCAGCAUAACAGGUUAAGUCUCAUGUGACCUACAUCACAUCAGUCAGGUUUUUUGCUUAUUACAUUUCAUCUGUCUGGGAUUCAAAUUCCAUAUUAGUGUGGUUUGUUUUACUUCUUGCCAUUGUCAAAAUGGAGAUGAAUAUAGUCUACCUUAAAAUUGUGCUUCUAUCUCCAUGAUGUGUAAUCUACCCGUGGAUCAUUUUAGCUUUAAACAAACUGAUAAAUCUCGGCAGACACUUUUUACUUCAUUUGCUGCCAUUAUCAAUGUGAUCAGCAAAUAGAGCUUAUUGGAGUUCACUCAGACCAAUUCUAUAACUUACUGAAUAACAAAUCCUAUGUGGAAAGUUUAGCUCAGACUGAGCCAAAAUCACUUCUGUCCUUAAAAGGCCGUUGUGCUGCAAAAAGUACAGUUCAAUAUUUAAACAAACAGCAUCUGUUGUAGCCUAAAGCAAUAAUCACAUUAAAAAAUGUUUUGGCUUUACUGAUUUGAAGUUAAAAAAAAUCACAGAGAAGAAAUGUGUUAUUCAGUAAAAUGAAAGAAGUGGUGACAGGUCAGAGCCCUGAAGGCUUUGUAUUUGAAGAACCAAAUAACUGAACUAGUAAAAUGCUUAAUGAAAGCGUCAAGAGUUUGUUCUGAAUUUAAGCUGUUUCUUCAUAGGACUUCCAUAAUAACACUAAUACUAACAUCUUAGAAUGGCCUCUUUCAGUGUGUUGAACCUGAUUCCCUCAUCUUUAAGGAACUGACUUGGUGUGCUGUAUAUACAGUACAAGACAUUUACAAAGGGGGCUCAAGAAGCAUUGUGAGAGUAGAUAUUUUCAUACUUUCAUUGUAUUGUUUUAAAAUAAAAACACAUUACACAGAAGUUAUUGUAAUGGAGAAUUUUUCUAGAGCCAGUAGAUAGAUUUUUAUUUUUUAUUUUUAAAGAUUUAGUUUUUAUUCAUCAUUAUAACAGUCACUUAAAUAAAGCAAAUAAAUCCUUUGAAGUUUGUAUGUUAAAUGCAUUGUGUUAUUUGGUUAAUAUAAUGUCAAGUAUUCUCUAAUGUUUACUUAAAUGAUGGCAACAAUGAUAUUCUAUAAAGUCUGUCUGCUGUAUGUAUUCCGUGAAGAUGCACAAUACUUACUAUUUUUCUGUUCUUUCCUUUCAGCUGACGGAGGUAGGUUGGUUUAAUGUUUUGUUGAUCCAGUCAUCUUUUAGUGUGAAAAUACUCCAGUGGACAUUUAUCUUUCAUUUUUUACAGAAUUUGUGGAGGUGAUCCUAAUACCUGUGAACGAGUUUCACAAGAAAAUUGAUGAGAUGGUGAAGAACGAACACAUUGUAGUGGACUCUAAAGUGUAUAUCUAUGCCAUGGGAAUGACUUGUGCAACAGCAAAACCAAACGAGCUGCCAGUUCUCAAAGCCUGAAUUCCCUUCAGACAUCUGUCGCAUUUACACUUUCUAUGCCAAGAGCAUUCCAUAGACGUAUCUUCAUUCAAAGCAAUCAGUACUGGAAAAAAGUUUAUGUGCCUUGUUUGUUUUUGUUUUUU
Erpetoichthys calabaricus (reedfish) is the source of this 3982-nucleotide messenger RNA. It is a transcript of the gene nudt5, whose product is annotated as nudix (nucleoside diphosphate linked moiety X)-type motif 5. Lineage: Eukaryota; Metazoa; Chordata; Cladistia; Polypteriformes; Polypteridae. Gene Ontology annotation, molecular function: ADP-ribose diphosphatase activity. Gene Ontology annotation, biological process: nucleoside phosphate metabolic process; ribose phosphate metabolic process. The transcript is spliced from 9 exons. The record is from RefSeq and is a predicted model, not a curated record. Gene Ontology annotation, cellular component: nucleus. The coding region runs from base 477 to 1031 and encodes 184 amino acids.